AUGCCGUUCUUCCACGCAGUACCAUACCCCACGCCCUCCGAUCCUGGUGUUGCCUACCCGAGGCGUUCCAGGACAACGGAGUACGUCAAGCUCGUCUACAAAGCCACUCGAGCUGGGAAACUCAGCUUGGACGGGUACCGCUAUGCCCUUUACCUCUUUGGCGGCGAAAACCACGUGCAUGUCCGCACCUCCGCGACCGACCUCAAGUUCGCAGCAUGGCUCAACAGAAACGACUCAUGGUGUCAAGCAUUUCGCGACACCAUGACGGAUGAAGAAUACGACGAGUACCAGACCAGAGAAGUUGAAUGGAACGUCUAUGUGCCCAACCACGAGCUGCCCGCGCCGGGCUUCGGAAAACGAAUCACUACCCAAGAGGCCAGUCGCCUUCUCGCUAAAUACCCACUGCCUCGAUGGCUCGUCCGCGAAAGCCCUGUGUACAGAAACAUAAAGCUCUGUGAGCACACAUGGACGGGGAGAGAGCAAUUCCAUGCAGAUGGAACCAUUACGUGGAACCAUGACAGUUCAGAGAACGGUAGCGCUGAGAUUACUGAUGAUAACGAUGGACAGCAAUCCGACGCGAGUGCCGUCCAAGAACAAGAAGACGACCCACACAUGAGCUCUCCAUUCACCGAAGGACCUCAGACCCCACCGACCCGUCCCCCUCGAACCCCGGCCCGAGCAGCUGCGAUGUCUUCCCGCAACCGCAGUCGCGAUCAGACCGGACGGUUCUCCGCUGGCAGCCCAGCGGCGGCCCAGACGUCCAGCCCCGCUACCAGGCAGGGCAAGAUCAACGUCACCGAGGAUGAGCUCAAGACUCUCCAGGACGCUCACGUGCUGGCCGAGAUGGCGAAGACUGCGACCACUAGCAUGGACGCCGAUACCGUCGGUGAUUUCAAGACCCUUGCCACUGCCACCUCAGCGAGCUUGGGAAAGAUCAUCAAGAAAGCCGUCGUCCCCAAUACCUUGUCCCAAGUGGACCGUAUCACUCCGCUGCGCCAACGUCUUGGGUACGCCUCCGCGGAGUCUGCGCUGGGCGAGCGGUCCAAUCCGGUCAACGUCGCGGAUGACGAGGGCACCCAUGUCAAUCGUGUGCUGUUUCCGGACGCCAAAAAGCGCAAGUUUGACGGGAGCCCCGAUGCGCGUUCCAGGAUCAUGGCAACCCCGGGCGCAAAUGUUGGCACGACGGACCAGGUGGCCUACUGGCGCCGUCUGGCGCAGCAGCUGGGAAACCUUCACGAGAACAAGAUGAUUUUCAAGCCAGUCGCAUUUGAGGUGAAUGCUGAGGAUUUGAAGAUCACCGGCAAGACGUUCACCUUUGGCAUUGAAGGAGUCGACACCGACAUGUUCAUGUUCAUGCAGGCUAAAACCUACGCCGUCGUCCUGCCCAAGGGCCUGGUUCAAGGCUUUGUCAGCUUCAACCACACGACGGCGUUCGCCCGGAAGGAUGAGCUCUCCCAUGCCAUGCCCCUUCCGUUCAUGAUGCGCUACAUCCUUGGCUGCAAAGUGAACGGCCCAUUUGACGCCAUCAAGGUCAUGGAGAAACCAGAUCGCCCCAACGCAUUUGACAAGGCGGCCACUAUCAACAAGUGGUCGGUGGGUCCAGGGUCCACCUUGACCAUUGCAGCCAUCCGGGAGGCUCAGGUCUCAUUCACCGCAUGCCUGGAGUAUGUGGAGAAGCACGGCUUCACCAAAGCGGCCAGCCUGACUGCAGAGGAGCGUGAAGCGCUAAAUGAUGAGGUCCAGGAGGACGAGAUUGCGCUCCGGUUCGGCCCAGUGGUGAACCAGGCAGAGUCUCGCAGGGAUGAGCGGGACGAACUUCCGGCAGACUCCAUGGUCUACAUAAUCAACAUCUCCAACCAGCAAGUCAAGAAUUCGGGCGUCGGCAUCACGUGUGUCUUCGUUAUUACCUUGAACAUGCUGCUGAAUGUCGUGUUGUGGGCUAUCUCGUACCGCGAUGUCCAUGGAGUUCACUCCAAGGAUGAUGUGGAAGAUAUCAUCAAUAUUGCGCUGGAGGUCGUCAACCAGUGUUCUGAAGGGUGGCCUGAGACCAGGAAUACAACGCAGUAA
Molecule: messenger RNA, 2067 nt
Organism: Diaporthe batatas
Lineage: Eukaryota; Fungi; Ascomycota; Sordariomycetes; Diaporthales; Diaporthaceae
Exons: 2
Coding region: 1-2067 (688 amino acids)
Source: RefSeq, a predicted model, not a curated record